AUGAGUGGAUCAAAUCCUUCCACUAAUGACGGUAACGGGUCAGGAAAUGAUCCAGCUGCCAAUAAUAAUGACACUAAUCAAAAUAAUAGUACUACUAGUAAUAAUGGUACUACACCAGCAACACCACAUUCAAAUAAUAUAACUUUAUCUAUACAAUACACAUAUCUGCCAAUCGAUGGUAUAAAUGGUCAACCUAUUCCAACAACUGGUACAAACAGCGAUAGGCCGUCAGGUACUAAUGGUGCAUCAACUACUACCGGAAGUAAUGUUAGUCAUGGGGUAGGGACUGCCAAUACGGCCACAACUACGAGAACAACAUUACCGGGACAGACUCCUAAUAUAGGUGGUGUUCCGGGUGGUCCAUUACCUGGGGCCCAACCUGGUAUGUUACCAACGCCUGCCGGUGCGUUUGUUUUAUCAUUUAGAGAUAUCCCAAGCACAACACCUCAAAGUCGACUGGAAUCUAUUGUUGCCAUUACCGCAGAGUUAGCAAUGAGAAGAUUUCAAGAGUUACAUUCAAGACCUAAGGGAAUUCCAAAGGAAGAAUUUGAAAAAUUACCAAUUUUAACCAUCGAUGAAGUUAAAAAAUUAAAUAAUGGUAAAGAUAUGGAAUGUAGUAUUUGUUAUGAUCCAUUUGUUGAAGAACCUAAAGAAGAUAAAACAGAAACAGAAAAUAAAAAUAAAGGAAAACGUAGCAGAUCUAGUUCUAAUGCAGAGGAGAAUCAUGGAGAGGAAAGCGCACAAAUUAAUAGAAUCAAGAGACAAAGAAUAAAUGCUGAUUCUAAUUUUGCUCCGACACCAGCAUCUUCUACUCCUACAAGUGCUGGAAACCAGACAUCUACUAACACAUCUGCCUCCCAAGAAGGAAAUCAAGUACAGACAGAAGAAGAUGAACCAACAUAUCUUCAUUCUCCUGUAAAAUUGCCAUGUAAUCAUAUUUUUGGUAGAGAAUGUAUAUAUAAAUGGUCGAGAAAUGAAAAUUCUUGCCCAUUAUGCAGACAUAAGAUCGCUGAAUUAACUCCUGAUCAAAUGCAAAACCAAGCUAAUACAAAUAAUGCUACUAUGCAAGAAUUUGAAAGAAUUAGAAACUUAUUAUACAACCCACCAGAAGCAACCGAGACUGGUGAUAACCAAAAUGCAGCUGAUGAUAAUACAACGACUCCAGCUACGGCCUCUGCAGAAUUUAACUUUCCACUUAAUGGUCCUAAUAUUAUCUUUUUAUCACCUGAUGACUGGAAUAACGUAUCUAACAGAGCUGCUAGAACUGAAAAUGUUGCUGGUGCAACACCUAAUGCAACUGCAAUUCCAACUACUGCUUCCACCUCCACAGCUACAGGCACUACCAGUACCAUUCAAACAGGGACCACAAAUCCAUUAAGUAACGUUCAACCAGGUUCCAACAAUACAACCACCAGCACUGGAGCUAAUGCUUCCCGUACAGGUUUACGCUGGAUUCCAAUAUCUAUGAGAAAUUUGAACCCUCUGACCAAUGACGAAAGGACCAGAAGUAACCCAGGACCAAAUGGUGUUGCAAGCACCUCAACAACUAAUAACCAAGAAGCUCCAACUAGUGAAGAAGCAAGAUAUAGUGGAUUGAGAAGACUUUUCCAUACUAUGUUUAAUUCUGCAGAGAGAGCAGAAGCCAACAAUGCAACUGCAGCUACACCUAGCAACACAACUACUCUUCCUGAAAGAAAUUUACCUCCAGAGCUUGCUGGUCAUAUCCGUAAUAUACACAAUGCCCUUACAGGUAAUACACAAACUCCUGCUAAUUUAUUUGGCACUGGUGUGGCUAGUUAUAGAGGCCAAAACGGUGUCGUUUCUACGUUUGAACUUGGGAGCCAUCACACGCCCAAUACCCCAGUAAGUAAUAACUCAGUUACUAAUGCAUCAACUUCAUCUAAUUCAUCAUCGAACCCAGACACUAAUAAUGACGAGACCGAACAAUCUCAACCACAAAACCAAGAUAAUGAGACUAACGAAUCAUCACAGAGUAACGACAAUAAUGGUAACCAUUAA
Molecule: messenger RNA, 2019 nt
Organism: Maudiozyma saulgeensis
Lineage: Eukaryota; Fungi; Ascomycota; Saccharomycetes; Saccharomycetales; Saccharomycetaceae
Source: the annotation of a GenBank genome assembly